GGGGAAGAGGGCGUGAACAACAGCCAGCGCCGCCCUCGGUAGGCUCUGCGGGCCCUGCGGUCUGCCGAUCUCUGUGGGUUCCACAACUUCCUCACUUCCCUAAAUGGGCAACUGCACUUUGAGAAGGCCAGGUCCUUCCCUGGCAGACCUAAGUGGCACAUCCUGCAUUGGCCUGGGCCCUUAACCCUGGAUUCGAGGUGUCCCGGCCCCCUGCUGGCCUGUGACUGUCCCCAACUGGAUGGAGCCAUGGCUCCCACCUUCCUGCUGUUACUGCUGGGGCUGCUGUGGUUCCAGCGCCCUGUCUCAGGUGUCCCUGCCGAGAACGUGUACACUAAAGUCCAGCACUUUGAAGGGGAGACUCUGUCUGUGCAGUGCUCCUACAAGAGCCGCAAAAACCACAUGGAGGGCAAGGUAUGGUGCAAAAUCAGGAGGAAGCGGUGUGAGCCUGGAUUCGCCCGGGGCUGGGUACAGGGGACGCGCUACCAGCUGCAGGACGAUCCCAAGGCCAAGGUGGUCAAGAUCACCAUGGCAGCCCUCAGGCGCCAGGACUCCGGCAGGUACUGGUGCAUGCGCAACAGCUCAGGAACCCUGUACCCCCUGACGGGUUUCCUGCUGGAAGUGUCUCCAGCCUCCACAACCAGGAGAAGCACUCCUCUUAGACAGCUGGCCAAUAUCCUCAAGAGCAGAAUUGUUGUCACAUCGGGCCCAGGCCCCACCUCAGGCUCUGAUGCCCCUUUCACCACCAGCAUGACAGUUUUCACACCUGGCCUCCUCACCUUGACCAGUCUCGUGCCCCCGACUGCCUCAGAGUCCAUCAGACUGACCUCCAUGACAGGCUUCAGCUUCACCAGCCCUGGCCCUUCUACCAUGGGGCCCAGGAGGACCGUGGAAUCCCAGACAGUGACUGUGUCUCCAAGUGAUGCCAGAGCCUCCUCUGCUGCCCCAGCAUCCAUCUCCACCAGGGCUGGGCAUCUGCACACCAGAUCACCCACCACAGGAAUGUGCCAGACCGGCGGGUCUCUCCUCAACAAAUUAUCCCCUGUCAGGCACCAGGAUUCGUAUUCCAUUGUGCUCCCGGGGUUGCUGAUCUUCCUCCCAGUGUCUCUGAUGUUGAUUGCGGUCUAUGGGCUCUGGAAGAAGAGACACAGGGGAAGCUACAGGGUGUGCAACAAUCCUGCUAGACCCUGGAGGGACCCACUUGGAAGACUGGAGCCUCCAUGGAAGCCUGCUUGGUCUGAGGCAACUUAACUAUGUAUUGCGUGAGCUCCUCCUGGAGGGGCCUUUGGAGGCCAGAGGAGGAUGAAGACGGGGGCCUGUUUGAACUGGAACCCAGCUGAGGGCUGAGGACUUGCUCAGGGCUGGACUCAGGCCUCUCCAGAACCAGAGGCUGCUCUUGGUCCUCUCAGCCCACUCAGUCCUCUUGGGCUGCCGGGGGCCUGGAACAGCCCCCAGAUUGGGGGUACCAGGCAGAAAACCCCAGGGGAAGCCACCGAGGGGAAUCAGCUCAGAGCUGCAGAGCCCUGGGUCCCCUCUGGGUGGUGGGGAAGACUUGACGGUGCUGUACACAGAGAGUUCUGGUCCUGUGGGCCUCAGAACCCCUUGCUAUGGAGCAGAGGGGAGCGGACAGGUGAACAGCUGCCCUCUCCCCAUCUGGAACCCUGUGUCCUCAGCUUUCCUCUGCUUCCCUCAAGCUUCCCCAUGUGCUUGGGGAAGAAAGAGUCCCAGAGGCAAUCAGUGUCUCAAGGGUCCUGCCAUGGAGGGGAAGGAACAGCGACCAAGAGCUGGAGGCCCACAGGGGUGUUGGCAGUAGGGGACCCCAGCGCAGUCCAAGUCCCCCAUCCCCAGAGUCCUGUGACCUCUGAUGGGCCUCUGGAUGUGUCCUGCCCUGACUGCAGCUGCUUGUCACUCAAGUCCUGGGAACCAGCAGAGCCCACCCUCCCACUGGUGCUACCCAUUGGCCAGCUCUCCAGGGAAAGCUGUGACCAGGCUGCCCAGAGCCGCGUGGUGUCAGGACCAGCCUGUCCCCAGACUGGUGUGUAGAGGCUGCACUCAGGGCCCUCUCCCCCAGUUCCCAGCUCCAGGUCUGAGCUCCCACAGGAGACUGAGAGCCCUCCAGAGUCCACUGCAGGGGAGGCCACGGUUCAGAGAAGUAGUAGAUCAUCUGCCUUCCUCUGGGAUUCAUCAUCCCCUGGGAAGAGAGGAGCUGCUUGUGACCCAGCAAGGACAGCUUGGAGCAGAGCACAGCCUGGAGGAACACCUGGGUGGGGUAGGGGUAGGGAGGAUGGUGCUGAGGAGCCUCGAUGGGGGCCCAAUGGCCCUAGGAGUCUGGCCUCAGCUUCACUGGCUCCUGGCUCAGACUUGGCCUCUUCCACAGUGAGGGCUGGAGAAUAUGGGCUGGCUUUGUCCCGUGGAACAGGGGCUCCACCAGCCUGAGCACCUGGAAUAAGCCCCCAGGGAUUGAUGUGACAUCUUCACUCCCCACCCUGGGACAGGGACCUCCCAGGUGGGGGAGCAAAUGUCAUAGUCAGGAGAGUGACACAGCUCAGGCCUUGAUGGGUAGCUGGGGGACCACUCCAGAAUGGAUGUGGGGAGAGAGAAAGGGGCCGGAGAUAAUCCCGGGGGACAGCACGGUGGAGGCACCUCUUUCCUAUGUCCAGGAGAGGGCACUAGAGGAGAGACUCAGAUUGAGGAACUAACAAACCUGGUGCCAGGACACAGACACACACACACACCCAACCCCACCCCACCCCACCCCACCCCCAUCCUCCCUACUAGGAGAGGGUGGCCAUGACCUUGGUGUCUAGAGGGGGCUUAAUUUCCCUGCGGGAAAAUAGCUCCCUAAAAGCCCCCCUCCAUUCGCGAUCCUACAACAGCACACUGACCGCCCUGCCUCAUCUGAGAACAGGAUGUCCUGUGGGAGAGCAGCAGAGGGCUUAGGACUGCGGCCUAGUGAGGCCACCUGUCUGUGUAACCCUGUGUGAGUCACUAACCCUGCUGGCUCUCAUUUUCCUCUCUUGUGAAAGGGGACACUAAUGCCUACCUCUCAAGACUGCCUUUGGGAUAAAAAGGAGUCACCUGAACCUCACGCACCUGAGUAAAUGCCUCGUGAUUGCUGGCCUGCAAGCUCUCCUCCAGCUCCAGCGGUCUUUGUCUGCACUGAAGACCUUUGGACCCUAUUUCUCUGUUUUUUGCUCAACUGGAAGGGGCAAGGGAGGGCAGAGGGGCACAUGGUCAGGCCUCACAUUGUGGGUGCUGGACCCAGGCAGAGGCAUUUGGCUGUGCCCUGAUGCUAGGCAGGGAAGCUGUGAGGAGACCUGCCAUCCCUCUUUGCCCAGGAUGAGACGCUCCUGGAACGGGGGGAGCCUGCCCGACGUGCCCGCCCACAGAUCCUGCUCCCACAUGAACCCCACAGUAAGAACACAGGGCACUUAGAAAGGGCUCUAGAUUCCCUGCCCCUGCUCUCCACCUCCGGAGGGCCCUGGGGGGCUUCUUUGGACCUCCGGUGCUCUGGGACAUUGUCCUCAAAGCCCCAGCGCUUCAUUUUCUCCUUCCUGCUCCUCCUCCUCCUCCUCGCCCUGGAGCUGCAGGAGGACCCAGAGCCCGGACAGACAGAGGGCAGGGAAGGGCAGGACACCUGCAAGUAUUGAACGGGCCAGGGCUGCUGCGGCCUUUAGUGGGUAAGGCAAUGAAGCUUCCUGAGCAGUGGGCUGUGAUGAUGGGACACACCUGUGAAGGGCUUCCUGUCAUGACCAAGGGCAAGGACACAUAAAAAAAAAAAAAAAAAAAAAAAAAACAACCCCAGCACGGAGGGGGGUUUCCUCUGCAGAGCAUGGCAGGUGGGUCCGUCACCGUGGGGUACACAUACCCCUCCAGGGAGGCCAGCAAGCAAGCCUCAGGGUCACAGUUCUCCCACAUGGCUGCAUGGUACUGGGUCGGGGAUGCUUCUCCUUCAGGCUGAUGUACUUCUUACCCCACUGCUGGGAGUAGUGAGAGCCCCUCUGGGGGCUGCUGCAGCUGCACAGAGCCAAGCCCUUCCUGGAGAGGCCUGCCACCUGCCACCGCCCACUCCCGAAGGGCUGCUGCAGGGCCUGAAGCCCCAUCAUUCCCUUGCCAUCCUGGAGAGCCUCCUGUCCUCGGAAGUCCUCACACCCUGAGCUUCCUGUUGUCCUUGUCCUGCUUCCUGUCCUCCUAGUCCGGGCUUGUUCCCCGGGCACUUUAGGCCUGCUGUGCUCAUCUCCACCUCAGAGUCUGCACACCACAUGCCUGACCUGCCACAUUGCAUUGUUCACGGGGUUUUCUUCUUUCUGGGUUGUAAAGAGCCUGUGAUUAUAGUAGCUCUUCUAAUGACAAUUAUUCCUUAAGAUGUGCUUGAUUACUGUGGUCCUUUGACAAAUGCUUAUGGAGUGAUUAUGGCAGGCUGAGAGCUGGGGAACUGGGGUGACCUGGAGAAGGAACCCCCCCCCCAGGUCCCAUCCUUCUGCAUCUAUCUCCUCCCACCGACUCCCCUCCCCACCGAUUAUGUCCGAAGCUUCACUCUCUCCCACCCUUACCAGGGGCAUUCCCCGUACCUCCAUUUCUGGAAAUGACUCUCCCUCUCCUUUCUCCUCGGUCCCUCCAAUCCCCACAGAGCUCCCCAGCUCCCAGACAGGCCUGGGCAGGAAGUCUCGGACCACUGGGCACCUCCAAAGGGUCCCCUAACUCUGUCACUCACCUUCAGCUGGACCUUUCUACUUGCGGGGAGGACAUACUUGGGAACGGGAGGAAGUGGUAGAUUAGAGGGGAAAGCAGAAAGGAGAAAUAGGUUCUGGUUUCAACAGAGUUUCUUCCUGGACUUUCACAGCUUUCUACACCCUAAUCCCAAUGCAACAAGGAGGAAGAGGCUGGGCAAGAGUCAGCCGACAGAAGCUUCAGAAUCCCCUGGAGCCUCAGCUCUGAGACUGGACGCGGCCCACAUGUAGCACCUGCAGCACAAGGCUCCUGCUUACAGGCCAAGACCUCCUCUCCUCCCA
Messenger RNA from Lutra lutra (Eurasian river otter), 5009 nucleotides. RefSeq names its product triggering receptor expressed on myeloid cells like 2 (gene TREML2). The record is from RefSeq and is a predicted model, not a curated record. Gene Ontology annotation, molecular function: signaling receptor activity. Gene Ontology annotation, cellular component: cell surface. NCBI's taxonomy places the organism in Eukaryota, Metazoa, Chordata, Mammalia, Carnivora, Mustelidae. The coding region runs from base 247 to 1248 and encodes 333 amino acids. Gene Ontology annotation, biological process: T cell activation. The transcript has 5 exons.